GAGGGGAGGGAACUUGUGGGUCUGCUGAGCGCUGGCAACUCCCUGGGUGAGGAUGGACUGGUGGUGGUGCUGGUGGUGGUAGUAGCGGUUGGAAGGCGAGCGUGCGAGCAGGCGCGGUGUUGUGUGUUCCUCAGUGCAGGGCAAGGCUGCGGGUGCUCUCCCCCAGGGCAGUGUUUGAUGGCGCCCCUGGGAUUAUGAGUGAGGCAGUGACAUCCCCCCUGCCCCCCGCCCGCUCCCUCUCCCCCAAGACCCUUGAGGCCAGGUCGUUCGAAGCAGUUGACCAAAAUAAUAAUGUCAGAAGUAAGAGUAAGCUGUGAAGGAAGAACAUCUGUCAUAAAGUGUUACUGGAGGCACGAAAAUGUCAAAGAAGUGCAAAGACAAUUCAGAAGACACUUUGACAGGGAUCCACCAAGAAACAGUUGGGUAAAAUAAUAAUGACAGAAGUAAGAGUAAGCUGUGAAGGAAGAACAUCUGUCAUAAAGUGUUACUGGAGGCACGAAAAUGUCAAAGAAGUGCAAAGACAAUUCAGAAGACACUUUGACAGGGAUCCACCAAGGUUCUUCGCCACUCGCAAGAUGUCGCUCCGUUGAUCUUGACUCUCCAGCGUCACGUGAAUAGGGCGACUCCUCCGUGCGUCAGGCUGUCCAAGUCGUAUUGUUGCCCAUACAUCGGUGCGUAUCGGUCCGGCGUAACCCGCGGCUUCCAGCACUGUCUUGAUUUUGUCUCCAUCUGUCGUUCCCAGGCCGUCGUCAUCCUCCGAGACCCCAGUUAUAACCAAGUGCCGCACCCUUUCUUUGGCGCCAAGGGAUUCUAGGAACCGGUUUUGCUGGUGGAUAAUCAUGUAGGCUUCAUCGAGUGUUGUAUUCAGUGAUUCUAUUUCUUCCUUCAUCUCCUUCACAGCUGCCAAAUCUUCUGGAAUAUUUCUUAUUUCUUCGAGUAAUUGAGAGCUCGGUGGCUGCUCUUCAUGAGGCUGAUGUGCAACAGUUGUUCUCAGUGCACAUUUUAGCUGCGCCGCUGUCAGUUUAUUGAUCUCCGUAGCAGACAAUGCCUUCACUGUGUUUACAUUGUCAUAACUAGCCAUCUUGGACAAACAAACAAGUAUCCUGUUAAGUCUUUGCACCCCGUUUUCUUCAGUGGUUUGGCGUCGCCGUUACCAUGGCAACGGUUUUCACAGCGGUGCAGAAGGGGUUGGGCCGGUGUUGAUUGGCCACAUUAUAUUCUAGCUUCUAACUACCGGCUAGCUUUCUUCAGUGGGCUACAAGUAACUGACUCUUGGCUGCACUCUACCCUCGUGCAGCUCCUUAGGCAAUAUAUUGCCUGAUCUAAGCCUGUAUGGCAGCAGAUUCUUGGCAAAACUUGGAGCUCUACCCAGGUCUGUUUGUUGAUGUUUGCAGCGCCAUCUACACAGUGCCUUAAGACUUUGAAACUAUUUCGGAACCACACGAUGCAGGACUACCAGCUCUGCCAUCACCUCAGGACAGGACGCAGGAAGGGGGGGAAGGGCGUAGUGGCCGUUUUCUCCCAAUCUACCCUCAGCCCCUCACACCUGCCUGUCAACAUUCCUGCCGGAGUAGAGGCCCUGUGGGUGAGAGUUACGCCCCCCUGCCAUCUCAGCAACACGGCCUCCAUCAUCGUGUGCGUCGUGUACCACCCCCCACGAGCCACCACAGCACAGUUACUCACCACUCACAUCAGUGACACUGCUGAGGCCCUAAGUGUGAGGUAUCCUGUUGCCAAGCUGGUCAUCUGUGGGGACUUUAACGGAUUGUAUAUCAGCGAUAUCCUACACCAGCUACACCUCACCCAGGUCGUGGACUUCCCUACCACCCAGCAAGCCACCCUCGACCUUAUACUGACAGACCUAUGCCAGCAGUACUCGCCCUUCAAGCCGCUGCCUCCCAUGGGACGGAGCACCCACCUCUCCAUACUGUGGACACCCACACCCACCACCUCGACCACCCGGCCAACUGUCACCAGGACCCACCGCCCCAUGCCUAAGUCAGCCUUGAGGGAGUUUGGGCAGUGGGUGACACAACACCCGUGGACCGAGGUGCUGGAUGUGGAGGACGUCCACUCAAAAUGGCACAAUUACGUCGCCACCACCACAGAAGCCUUCCACCGCUACUUCCCAGCCAAGAGCGUCACAGUGCACACAUCUGAUGCCCCCUGCAUGACGCCCCGCAUUAAAAGACUCAUGCAUCAGCGGACGUGGUCGUUCCACUCCUGCCAGGUCCUAUACAGGAAGCUAAGAAACAGAGUGAUCAGGGCGAUUAAGGCUGCCAAGGCAAGCUAUUACCCGGACAAGAUACACCACUUCAAGCAGGCCAACAACAGACAGUGGUUCGCUAGCAGCAAAGCUUUGUGUGGCCUACAAAAGCACACUUCAUCUCUUCCUUGCACCUCACACCUUCCUGCUAAUCUCGCGGCUCAGGAGAUGAACGACCACUUUGCCGCUAUCUGUCACACCUGCCCUCCCCUCCAGACCACUCCGCUUCAUGCCCAUCUUCCCGCCCCCUCCUCUCCCCCCACUGUCCUGGCGAUAGAUGUUUUUAAGAGGAUACUUAAAGAUACCAAGAUACCAAGAUACCAAGGAUACUUAAAGAUACCAAGAUCCACCACACCCAUUGACCUUCCCAUAUGGGAAGAGCCAGCAACACCGCUAUGCCCCAUAAUAAACGCCUCUCUUUCCCAACACUCUUGCCCCGCGGACUGGAAGACGUCUUACGUCUCUCCCAUCCGCAAAGCUUCCAGUCCACAGUCCCUCGGUGACCUCAGGCCAGUCUCUAUCACCCCCAUCCCUAGCUUUAUUUGUGAAGAUUUUGUGUAUGACUGGGCCUACACCAAAACUUGUUAUACCGUGGAUAUCAGACAGUUUGGAAAUAUUAAAGCCACCCCCACCUCCCAUUACCUGACCAGCUUCCUUGACUUCAUCCACAGCCACCUGGACAAGCGAAACACCUCUCUACCUGUUGCUUUUGUGGACUUCAAAAAAGCCUUUGAUCUUGUUGAUCACUUUGUUGUCUUCAGCAAGGCAAUAAGUCUGGGUCUCCCUUCCAGCCUGGUAGCGUGGCUAGCCAACACCCUCUCAGGGAAGCGUCAGGCCGUUCGCUAUCAAGGCUCUGUCUCUAAUAUCCAACAGCUGACAUGUGGGGUCCCCCAGGGAACCAGGGUGAGCCCACUAUGCUUCCUCCUCCUCACUAACGACGCCCUCACUGACACCCCCAUGGCUGGAAGUGAGUGUACGACUGCACCGUGGACGUCCCAGUCUCCACCAGGAACCCGGACUACUUGCCACUCCAAGUCAUUUUGGUGCGACUGCAGACAUGGACGGAGGAGAGCAGGAUGACCAUCAACCACAGCGAAACUGUGGUGAUGCAUUUCUGUACCUCCUCUGUACCAGUGCCCUCUCCCCAGCUCACAGUAAGAUCCGCUACCUACAAGCUAUACAUGAUGCGCAGACUCAGGUCGCUGGGGACACUGACAGACGAGUUAAGGGGAGUGUGCCUCACCUUCAUCCUCCCCAAACUUAUGUACGCCUCCCAAGCGUGGUCCUCCUCCCUCACACACACUCAACAGCUCCAGCUGGAGAGAGUGCAGAAGAGGGCGUGCAGGGUCAUCUUUGUCCCUGCCUACAUCACCUGUGAUGAAGCCCUGACCACCCUGAGUCUGUUCAGACGUCCAGACUAUCCACCAGGCACCGAGAGGCUCUGGAGAAGUUUGGAAGGGGACUUCUGCAUCAUCCACGCCUCAGACACAUGCUGCUGCCUGACGCACCUCGCCACGGAGCGGUACAGACUCAGCGCGAUUCCCACCAUGCCAUCAAUCAACAGUAUUCCUCUUCUAUAUUAAGCUUAGCUUCAGGAUUAAUGUUAAGUAUUUUCCCACCCCCUCUGUACAUUUUCAGUUUGUAAACUGCCUUAUUAAUAAAUCAUUUAUUAUUAUUAUUAUCAUUAUUAUUAUUAUUAUUAUUAUUAUUUUUAUUAUUAU
Messenger RNA from Scylla paramamosain (green mud crab), 3987 nucleotides. RefSeq lists its product as uncharacterized. Bases 1385 to 3346 code for a protein of 653 amino acids. The transcript has 5 exons. The record is from RefSeq and is a predicted model, not a curated record. Lineage: Eukaryota; Metazoa; Arthropoda; Malacostraca; Decapoda; Portunidae.